ACUGUAUGUUCAAUUAGCUGUGUGAUGUUUGGUGGAAAUAUAAUGCCUGGGCUCAUUGAUGGAUGAUUACCUUGUUAAAUAAUUAAAACAGGGUAUCGAUGCCUGGUAUUCCAAUUCACCAGCAGGAUUUUAGGCUGCUCACUAAGUUUUAUUGCUCCACAAUCAAUGUUGUGUAUGCUGAUAUCCCAGAUGGAAAUUUUGUCACCUUGGACUAUAUACAUUUGCAUUGAAAUCUUUCGACCACAUUAGACACAAAGUUGACUUAACAGUGCAAAUUGUAUUUUGUGGAUAUUUUCUGAGAUUAGAAGGAAGACAAGGACAUUGUUUUUUCGAAUAUAUUUUGAUGAAAGGUGACAUAACAGUGUAUUGUCUUUUAGUGGAAAUUUCAAAAUAGAAAGGGUCAGCCCAACAAGUGUGAAGCUGACAUUGGACACUGAAACCGUUUGGCUUUGAAAGUUUUCUGAAGAUGUGCUAAAAAGUGAUGUACUUGGGAAUUGUAACAUUUACUCUGGUGAUACAAAACGGCUUUUCCAAACGGGUUUCCAUGGUGAUGGGGAGACACUUUACUGAUGAUCAUUAGUGGACAACAGCAGCAACAACAUCAUGGAUGAGAUGAGAAAUCUUGUGUUCAAAUCUGCAGAAACGAGCAGCUCAUGUAGUGGUGGUCAGGUGGGAGGCAUGGAGUCCCGCCUGGAGAAGUUCCAGAUCAUCUUCAACAAUCCCACCGCCACCUACCGUGUGGGAGACACUGUUUACGGCUAUGGCUGGGUUAUACUGAAGGAGCCCAUAUUCAUACAGAGUGUGUGCCUGGAGGCUGUGGGAGAGGCCAAGGUCGAGUGGAUGACUUCCAGUGAUAUCCAGGCAUCCGACGAGGAGGUCUUCAACUACACCACAGUGCUUCCUGUCAAAAGUGAAAAAGACAAUCCAGAAGACCUCCUACACGCUGGUUCUCACUAUUUCCCGUUCGAGUUCACACUUCCGUCAAAGCUACCGUCAUCUUUCAAGGGUCGUCAUGGACGACUGCGCUACUUUGCCCGCCUGACUAUAACCACGCCAGGGGGUCCCCACCACGAGCGCACCAGCAAGUUUGCCGUCAUAUCAAACCUUGACUUGAACAAGGAACCGGACGCCUCGUUACCAGUUGAGAACGACACAUUUGAGGCCAUAGGCUCCUGGUGCUGCAUAUCGGGAACUGUCACGGCUUCCAUCAAACUCGAGAAGAAAGGCUACGCCAUCAAAGAAGCCAUCCCUGUGUGGGCGGAAAUUAAAAAUCUCAGCACGCGAAGAAUAUGCUCCACUCAAGUCUCAUUGAUUCAGAAUGUUACAUAUUACUCGUUUCGGGGCCGCUUUUCGGAGUCAUCGACGUUGGUGACGAUCCACAAGGGUGGGGUGGCCCCCAGGGGUAAGCAGACCUGGCAGAGGGAGCUACUCAGCAUCCCAACCGUGGCCCCCUCUCAUUUGCGGGGCUGCAAGAUCAUUGACAUACAGUACUACCUGGAGUUAAGCAUAAAACCAGCCGGAAUAGCGCGAAAAGUUAAACUUCCACUAGACAUUGUUAUUGGAACGGUACCAGUGAACAAGCUACAAUCGCCCCGCACAUCUUACCAUCCUCUUCCCUCAACAGUCAGCGACAGUGCGUGUCCUUUCCCGUUCUUCGAGAACGUUUCUGAUCAAGUGCUCCUUACUGACAAGCUCGGCCUGCGCAAUAUGAUUCCUACUGCUCCUCCUUGGGAAGAAGACGAUGAUAUCCCCUGAGAGAUUUCAUGGAUCCUUCCAGUCUAGCGAUUCUUUGGAUAGCUGACCUUUACCAUGUGCAGUGAAAUGUUGGACAAUAUUGUUCAUGUUGUGAUCCUUUUGUGGACCUGACAUAAGAAAUCUGCUGGGCAGAAUGGUACAUGUGACAGAAUAGGUCGGGAUAAGCUUGGAACUAUCACAACCACUUGGGACUUGUUCAUAUACUUGCAAAUUUGAAAUAAAAAAUAUUAAUUCAUUGAUUCUUUAAACAAUAUAUACAAUAUUUUAAUAAAUAACACUUUUGUCUUAGAAAAAUAUGUAACAUAUCAUAAAUGUUCAUUAAUGGAUAACUAUCAAUCAAAUUCAAUAAAAAAAGUAAAGCAAUUGUUAAAAAAAAAUAAAGCAUUUGUUACGCAUUUCAAUUUAAAAUAUAUUUAAUAAAAAUAAGUUUAAUUCGAAAGACUGUGUGGUCCUGUGGUUAGAGUGUAAGAUUUUAAUCCCAGAGGUCCCUGGUUUGAAACACAUUCAGAUAAUGUUUUUCAAUCAAGUUUUUUUUCUGUAAUAAUAAUUAUGUAUUAUAUUUCAGAUUCUAUUGAUCUGUGAGUAAACACAUAUUUUGAUAUUGUUCAUUGAUAAGUCCCUUAAACAUUUCACAUUACAACAGUUAAGCACUAAAUCUACAGCCCUUGUUUUGGUAUGAUGUUGAAGAAAGAGUGGUCAUGCUGUAAAUUUUGUGUUAAAUCUUUGUUUUUUGUUGCGGGCAACAUAAGAAUUGUGUUGCUGUGUUUGUGAUAUCAGGUUGGAAAGAAUUGGUGAUGGAACAGUGUAAACAGUUAUGCACAGCCUAUGGUGUUCUAUAAGGGAAUAGAUUUGUAUGUUAAAUAUUAUUUAAUAUUACUCUUUAAACACUUGUUGAUGUUGUCAGGUGUGAAAGAUGUGAAAGCAAUUUGCUUAAUUUGUUAAUAGUGUAAAAAUGUUUAGUAAUACAAACACUACUGGAAACUUUUGGUUAUAUAACCCGUUACCCCUUAGAUACAUCUUUUUAUAUAUAUAUAGUCCCUUAGAAAGUUAAAUUUAAUUAAAGACCUUUCUUACUAGAUUCAAGUUUUAAAGGCAUCAUUUAUAACCCUUAGAUACUGAUGAGCAGCAAACAGCAUAAAACCUAAACAGACUGCAAGUUACUCGCAGGCUGUUCUGGUUUUUCGCUGUCUGCAAAUUGACAUUUUCACUUUGCUUCUGAGUGGGAAAGGGUUAAGGAAUAGAUUUUUACUAGUUUGAAUUAUUUGCGUACAGUCGACUAUUGUUGACUUAAACUGGCUUGGCUCAAUUUUGUCAUACAUUUUAAGACAGCUGAAAUAAAUUCUUGUUUAAGAAGAAAUUUCGCCUAUAAGUGAACCAAUCAGUGUAUGUCUUAAUGUGUUUUGAAUUUGUUGUGAAUACAUGCGAUUCUAUGUAGAACAUGGGGCCAUGUUGUUUAAAAGAAGGGUUUAAUGCAUGUGUGUAAAGUGUCGUCCCAGAUUAGCCUGUGCAGUCAGUUUCUAUAAACUAAAAAUACCAUAAAAGCAGAGUGUUAUUCCAUGAUAAGCCUGUGUGGACUUCACAGUCUAAUCUGGGAUGACACUUUAUGCACAUGCAUUAAAGCCUCUUUUCACCGAGCAUGGCUCAAAUAAAGCAGAACACAGACUGUGUUUAGAUGUGCCUAAAUGAAGUGUGUUUCCAUGGAUCUAACUGUGCAGUGAAAACAGCAGAACAAGAAAAUUGUCAUUGUACAUGUAUCAAUGAGAUGCCUUGAAGGAACAGUCAACUUUAUUGUAUGUGAUUCAAAGUGUUGUCCUAGCUUGUGCAGUAAUGGACUUAUAUUGUUUUUAUUGAAUUUGUGCAUAUGGAAGUACAGAUACAUGUUGCUUAACAGGUAUUUCUAAUUGCCAUUGAGAUUUGGUUACUAUAAUUAUUUUAAUAAUUAUUAAAUAUUGAAUUCCUUGAGUUUUGUAAAGGAUAGUAUUUGCUUAAUAUUUUGUGUCAUAUUUGUCAUCAACCUUUAUUUCCAUUCGUGGUGAGGGAUGGUUUUAAUGAUAAUGAAUAUUUCUGUUGUUUUUUAUCUACCUCCUUAUUGUUUUAAAUACUCAAAAACGAUUUUUUGUUAUUUUUAGCUCACCUGAGCACAACAUGCUCAUGGUGAAUUUUUGUGAUUGCUUUUUGUCGUUGUCCAGCGUUAUGAUUUGCCUCGUUAACACUUUAGAUGCCCUAUUUAUUAUCCAAUCUUCAUGAAAUUGGUAAGAAGGUUAUCUUGCUAGCUUUCAAAAGAAUGUGAAGUGAGGUCAAUUACUACGUCACGAGGUGAAAGUAAAAACACAGAUUUUUAACCUUGUAGAAAUCACAUUUUAGUACAAUCUUCUUGAGUCUUUAGCAAAUCAAACUUUCAAAUAGUAUAUGUUGAGUUUAAAAGAGUUUUGUUUUCAUUUACAAAUAUGCAUCUAGGCUCAGUUAAAAAUGAUUGUGGUUUAUUCCAUGUUCUGUGGAAUUGUUUCUUGUAAGUCUAUUUUGAAAGCUUGUGAACACUAUCUGCUUACAAUAAUUUAGUUCCUCGAGGUCUCAUGUGAGCACAGUCAUAAACCUUUUACAUUCUUGCUAUUAAAGUAGCAUUACUGUUUUCAUUUUUAAAUAGACCAAUUGUUUUGCUGUUUUUUCUGUUUCCCCACUUUUAUUUAUUUUAAACAUCAUGACUUUUACUUCAAAUGAUCUUAAUUUGGGUAUUUUACUUAGUAAUAAAAUCUCCCUAAAUUUCAAUUUCCAACUGAAAGCUUGUCAAUGUUGGAUGUACUGAAUAUGUUCUGAAAGUAAUUAAAACACUAAUAAGAUGUUGUCUUCACAUAUGUUGAGUUGCUAUCAAUAACAGUUGAAUAUUAUAUUACAUGUUGUUGAAUAUUAGACUUGUUUACAAUUUUCUUAUAUGAUUUAUCACUAUAUUGUUACUUGUUUACUUAGUCGUAGUAAAAGGUAUGUAAUAAACAUGCAAUAAUGAUACAAUUUUUAGUUUUAGCAGAUGUAUAUUGUGUAUGAUUAUAACUUAAUAGUGUUUAUAUGUCAGUCAAGGUGAAUAACCUAUCAAUAUUUUUAUGAUGAAGGUUGUAAACUGUACAACAUGUACUCAUUGUAAAUUACAUUUACAUUACAUUUAUAGUUGUUAUAUAAAUCAAUGCAAUAAAAUAUGUUUCAGGUA
This is a messenger RNA of Dreissena polymorpha, 4954 nucleotides long. RefSeq names its product arrestin domain-containing protein 4-like. Bases 604 to 1755 code for a protein of 383 amino acids. Gene Ontology annotation, cellular component: cytoplasm. The transcript is spliced from 10 exons. Gene Ontology annotation, biological process: protein transport. NCBI's taxonomy places the organism in Eukaryota, Metazoa, Mollusca, Bivalvia, Myida, Dreissenidae. The record is from RefSeq and is a predicted model, not a curated record.